Dibothriocephalus latus is the source of this 1680-nucleotide messenger RNA. Lineage: Eukaryota; Metazoa; Platyhelminthes; Cestoda; Diphyllobothriidea; Diphyllobothriidae. The record is from the annotation of a GenBank genome assembly.
AUGUUUAACCGCAACACCUGGCGAUUUGGACCCGCAAAGUAUUGGUAUGAUCAGUUGGACAUUCCUGAAGAUGCUGAUAUAGCCAAGUGGACUGUUUGGUCCCGACUGCCUUUGAAUGGCACAACUACCUGUUCGGGGUACAGUUUCGAGUCAUGCAGUCCAUCUAGUUCAACCCCCACUGAGCCUGGGUUUAAGAAACUGAGUGAAGAGGCAGUUCCUCAAGAACCGAAACAAUCCAGGCUUCAGUUUUCGCCUUCCGAGAAUAAUUUUCUGUCCUACCAAUUAAUGGAGUGGGAGGAGGACAUCAUCUACGAUGCUCAACUGAGUUCGACGAAAAUUUCCCUUAGCGCUAGACAAAAUGCUGCAUUCGCGGGCUGGAUCCCAUCUCAACACUGUCGCACGAUGGCAGCUUUUCAGGACGCCUAUCAAGGUAAAUACCCAGGUAUCCUCGGUUACAAGACCCUUACCGGCGCUGGAGCUGACCAAACAGCUGCUGGAAGUUUCCGCAUUCCCCGCAGUGUUGAAAAUGCAGCGGCUGUGCAGUCAAUAACGGUUGCUACCUCGAGCACUCCAUAUGCCUUCUUCCCGGUUGAGAACGCAAACAUCCUCAACGACAGCUGGCGAUGGGAUAUCAUCUACGAUCCGGUUGUCGCUGCACGCACCCAACCCGCCUUCCUGCUGACCUUGGAUCUCAAGGACGAGAUCAGUGUUAUGGACCAUGUCAUCAAUGAUGACGAAGUGGCUGCUAUAAGCGGCCGCUCACGGGUAGUCCUCUUUGGUUCAGCAGAUGACGCACCUUCGGGAGAAACGGGUGAGUUGGAACAACAACAACACCCAGGACAGCAACAGCAGCAGAAGAAUGCAAUCAAUCGAGCCAGUUUUCAUGUCAGUUUUGGGCCUGCAUCAACACGGGGCAUGCUGACCGGUGCACUAGCCAAGGCGGCGCAGGGCGCUGAAAAGGUGAAACGAAUUCUCGGCAAGUUCAACUGGAGUCAACGGAUAUUUGAGGGCUGGGAAAGACAGGCACAAUCGAGCGGACUAGUGAUACCUGAGAUCUUGUCGCGCUGUGUGCCCUCCACUCUUCAGCACGGGUUCCUGGCCGAAGGGGACUGGCACUCAGAAGAUGGCGAAGAUGUUGGUGCCAGCGAAACCGCGGCAACUAUGGCGUCAGCCGCCGCGGCCGCCUCGGGCCUUCCACCCAAGGAUCCUCUCAACCUCUCCAACGACGAGUUCUAUGCCAUGCGCUCCGGUGGCAUGUUUGGAUGUUUAGCACGCUGCGGUCCUCUUCAGCACAGCACACCCGCUGUAGAACUGUGGCCACCCUUCUUUCCCACAUUUAACACACCUCUGCGUCUGCGUCAGUUUCAUCGUGUACCACUUAAACGAUAUGUGCGUGGUACCAUGUCACAGUACGGCGUUCCCGUACCGGUUGUUAACUUGACAAAGAACAUUCAAAAGAAGAUGAAAGAGCGCGAGGAAGAAAAGGCCGCUUCCGGCGGUGGGGACAUCUUCUUCAUGCGCACACCCAGCGACCUCACUGGCUGUGAUGGCGAAAUUGUCCUGUUUGAGUACUCUGAAGAGUACCCACCGUUAAUGAUGCAGGCAAGUUUUCUACUGGGAAAAGGGAAAUUUAAAUACUCACUUUUAAUAUCGAUUAGUAGGGUCCUUUCGUUCAGGUAG